Dryobates pubescens (Downy woodpecker) is the source of this 2238-nucleotide messenger RNA. It is a transcript of the gene TCTN2, whose product is annotated as tectonic family member 2. Lineage: Eukaryota; Metazoa; Chordata; Aves; Piciformes; Picidae. Gene Ontology annotation, cellular component: MKS complex. Bases 55 to 2127 code for a protein of 690 amino acids. The transcript has 18 exons. Gene Ontology annotation, biological process: smoothened signaling pathway; cilium assembly; protein localization to ciliary transition zone. The record is from RefSeq and is a predicted model, not a curated record.
CAAGAUGGCGUGCGGGCGGCAGCCGGCGCCGCGGCGUGGCCCUCCUUAGGCGCAAUGGCGGCUCUUUUCCUCGGGACGCUUCUGCUGCUGGCGGCACCCUGCCUCGGGCAGCGGGCCGGGGACCCCGUCUUUCAGCCUUCAUUUAUCCAUAUGUCAGCACCCAGAGCCAAUUCAUUUUUUCUUGGGAAUUCUUCAGGAGUUAAUUUUUCUAUAAUUUUAAGUCCUGUGGAUGAAAAGACAGGAAAAUUGCAUCUGGCAAAUUGCAGUGGAAAUAAAAGAGUUAGUGAUUGGAAUUUGAAUGAAACACGUGGGGUGGACACUUAUGAAGUGACAGUAAGCUUGACUAGAAACCUGCAGUUGUGUUUGCCGAAUGCCACCGACUGCUGCACAGCAGCUCCCUGUGUGGUUGAAACACUUCAGGUUUUAGCUUGCCGUGAUUCAGUGAUAGUGGCACGCCUCUUGAUUCAAGCUGAGAUGUAUGCCAACUCCUCCUUUACAGGAAAUGUGUCAGAAAAUGUAACUAUCAUCCCCAACCAGGCAUUUCAGCCCUUGGGCUCUUGUCCUUGUGACUUGACAGCUGGAGCUUGUGAUGUUCGCUGUUGCUGUGAUACGGAGUGUACACCAGACUUGAAGCAGUUGUUCAAUGAAUCAUGCUUCACUGGAGUGUUUGGUGGGGAUGUAAACCCACCUUUUGAUCAGCUGUGCUCUUCACAUUCAAUGGAAUAUACCCCGGAUUGGUUUCCCUUCCUUUGUGUACAGUCUUCUCUUAAUAACACACCAUUUCUUGGCCUCUUUUAUCAUGGCUCUAUUUCUACACCCAGAUUUCCUUCAUUUAAAAUCCCUUUACAAAUUUCUCCUGGGAGACUAUUCACUGGUUACAGACAAGGAGAUCCAAUUAUGACAGAAGAAGAUGAGUAUUUUGUCAUUCCCCAGCAAUCCAUGGCUGGACAGUGUGUUGGAAAUGCCCCCGUGGCCUAUCUUCAGAAUUUUGAUGUCAAAUGCCUUACCAAUCUAGCUUCUUACAAGGAAGGACUGCCCCAUGAUGUGAGGAUCAACAGUGGCACUGGAGACUUCAUCCAACAAAAUGUUAUCUACAGGACCAUCACCGACAUGGAUAAAUUCAAAACUGAAAGUGAAGCCCUUCAUCCUGCUGAGGUUCCAUGUCAGAAUGUAACUUUUGCAGAGCAUUACACCUUCAUUUGGAAAGACAAGAACAUAGAGCAAGUAAAUGUCACAGUCUUCCUUGGAAGUUUAUGUGAUGGAGAAAUACUGACACAGAGAUUCACAGUCGAAUUUCAAUGUUUAGAGAGUACUACUCCAGCAGAACCCUCUGGGAAUCCAGGUUAUCAAGUUGGAAAGCCAGUGAGAGCUGCAAAUAUGAAUGCUACUGAUACUUUUGGAAGACUAAACAUUUGGCAGCCAGCUGGCAGAGGUUUAUGUACGUCGGCAACUCACACACCAGUUUUAUUUGGAUUAGAUUCACACUCUGGAUGCCUUCUGGAAGUUGAUAUUAAUGAAGACUGCAGUCUUUUAAGAGGAAAUGUAACUGAGAAAUUGGAUUCAUUAAUACAAGCCACUCAUGUUGGAAAAAGGGACAAUUCAAGCUUCAGUGAUCUAAAUGACUGGGUGGAAAUCAUACGUCUUGAUCCACUUAAUUCUGAUACCAAUAUGAGCACUGGAAGCUUAAAAGGGAUUUGUCCAGAUAUUCCUGCAAACCUGAAUAUUCGCAUAAUCUUUGCUAACGUGGGUGCAGUCCAAGGGAUUCCUUGGCAGGAAGUCCUUGCUGUGCAGAUCAGCUACUCCACAGUCAUAUGGCAAUUCCAGUGUGGGCUUAUCUGUGAGAACACCACCAGCUUUCUUCCUAUCACUGCUUCUGUUCAGUUUAUUAAGGUGCCAGCUCAGCCACCCAUUCCACUGACAAGAUUUCAGAUGAAUUAUACAGAAUUCGACUGCAAUCGAAAUGAUGUGUGCUGGCCACAGCUUCUUUAUCCACUGACACGGUUUUACACAGGAGAACCAUAUCCUCAGUGUCUUGCUAAAGGCCUGUCAUUGGCAUUCCUUGUUUUACUUGCAGCAAUUCUGAGUAACCCCUGGUUUUCUAAAUUAUGGAAUAGUUCCUUGGUUUAAAAAUGUUGAUGUGAAGAGAACUGCUUUUGAUAAUAUUUUAAGUACUUUUGGGUAAAAUUCAUGGAUAAAUCUUACUGGAUUUUAUAGAUGUUUUAUAUAAAGAUUAUAAAG